AUGGCUUCCUCGGCCGCAGCGGGCUUCCUCAGCCGCGGGUCCUCGGGGAACAAUUCGAAUAUGCGUGGCUUGGUACAGUUCAUUGCAGAUCUAAGGAAUGCCAGGGCACGAGAGUUGGAGGAGAAGAGAAUCAAUAAGGAACUGGCGAAUAUAAGGCAGAAAUUCAAAGAUGGAAGCCUCAGUGGAUACCACAAAAAGAAAUAUGUCUGCAAGCUUCUCUAUAUAUACAUUCUAGGAUGGAACGUUGACUUCGGACACCUCGAGGCUGUGAAUCUCAUCUCGGCGAACAAAUAUUCGGAGAAGCAGAUCGGAUAUCUUGCCAUGACCCUUUUCCUACACGAGCAGCACGAAUUAUUACAUCUAGUGGUUAACAGUAUACGAAAAGAUUUGACGGAUCAUAAUGAACUAUUCAACUGCUUGGCGUUGCAUGCCAUUGCCAAUGUUGGUUCCAGAGAAAUGGGUGAGGCGUUGAGUGGGGAGGUUCACCGGCUCCUGAUUUCACCUACUUCGAAAGCUUUCGUCAAGAAAAAGGCGGCACUUACUCUUCUCCGACUCUACCGAAAGUCCCCAGAUAUCGUCCAACCGCAAUGGGCCGAACGGAUAAUAUCUCUGAUGGAUGAUGCUGAUAUGGGUGUUGCUCUUUCUGUAACUUCUCUAGUCAUGGCCCUUACGCAAAACAACCCAGAGCAGUACAAAGGCAGCUAUGUCAAAGCAGCUUCACGGAUGAAGAGGAUAUUGGUGGACCAGGAAUAUGCGCAGGAUUACCUCUACUACAAAGUGCCAUGUCCAUGGAUACAAGUGAAGAUGCUGAGGUUAUUGCAAUACUUUCCGCCGUCAGAGGAUACUCAUGUCCGAGAAUUGAUCCGAGAAUCCCUACAAAAGAUUCUAAACCUGGCGUUGGAGAUGCCAAAGAACGUACAACAAAACAACGCCCAGAAUGCUGUUCUCUUUGAAGCCAUCAACCUGAUCAUUCAUCUCGAUACCGAACAAGCCCUGAUGAAGCAGAUUUCAUCGAGACUAGGUAAAUUCAUCCAGUCACGCGAGACGAAUGUACGAUAUCUUGGAUUGGAAGCCAUGACACAUUUGGCUGCACGAGCCGAAACUUUGGAUCCCAUCAAGCAGCACCAGUCAAUAAUCAUUGGGUCUCUGAAAGACAGGGAUAUCAGUGUACGGAGGAAAGGUCUAGAUCUCUUGUACAGCAUGUGUGACCAGACUAAUGCUCAGCCAAUCGUCGGAGAACUUCUCCAAUAUCUUCAAAACGCCGACUUUGCCAUCCGAGAAGAGAUGGUACUAAAAAUUGCUAUCUUGACAGAAAAGUACGCCACGGACAUUCAGUGGUAUGUGGACAUUUCCCUGCGCCUAAUCGCAAUGGCAGGCGAUCAUGUCAGUGAUGAAGUAUGGCAUCGAGUCAUUCAAAUCGUCACGAACAACGAAGAGCUCCAAGUGUACGCUGCGCAAAACAUCUUGCAAUACGUCAAGGCGGACCAUUGUCACGAGACUUUGGUCAAGAUCGGAGGUUACAUCCUAGGCGAGUUCGGUCAUCUGAUUGCAGAAGACAAGGGAUGUAGUCCCAUCGAGCAGUUCCUGGCUCUUCAAGGAAAGCUUCAAGGGUGUUCGUCAAGUACAAGGGCUAUUAUUCUCUCAUGCUUCAUCAAAUUCGUCAACCUCUUUCCUGAAAUCAAACCUCGACUCAUGUACGUUUUCCAAGCGUACAGCCAUACUUUGGACUCGGAGCUCCAGCAAAGAGCAUGCGAAUAUCUCGCCCUAGCAAGUCUACCAACCGACGAUCUACUUCGCACCGUUUGCGAUGAGAUGCCUCCAUUCCCAGAGCGCCAGUCAGCUCUUCUCUCACGACUGCAUCAAAAGCAUGGCAACACAAGUGACAAGCGGACUUGGGUUGUUGGUGGGAAAGAUGCUAAUAUAAUCGAGAAGAACCCAGGUCUCAAACGUGCACAGAGUUCCAACGGGGGCCCACAAAUGAACGGGACAAACGGGACCACGAAUGGCACGAAUGGACACGCCAAGGGUGCUAAUGACCUCGCUGGCUUGGAUAUGCUGGAUACGGGACCUUCGGAACCCAAGACGCUUAAAGCUCCAAACUUGGCAAGCGCAGCUCAUCUCUCGCCAGAUUGGGAGAUUGGCUACAACAAGUUGCUCACGAAAGCAGAGGGUAUACUCUAUGAGGAUGGUCAGAUCCAGAUUGGUGUACGGUCAGAAUAUAGAGGUCAAAUGGCUUGUGUCAUUCUCUACUUCUCUAACAAAGCUCCAACUGCCGUGACCUCUUUUACCACGACUUUGGAUCUCGAACCGGCUGAGAAGGAAAACCUCAGCUGGGAGGUCAAGGGCUUACCGGAGAGUACCAUCCACCAAGGCGCACAAAGUCAACAGAUGAUCAUGUUCGAAGCCAAGAAGGUCUUUGACAAGAGUCCGACGAUCAGAAUUAGUUAUAUUGCUGGAGCACUUCAAGCCCUCACAUUGAAGCUUCCGGUUAAUAUCCACAAAUUUAUGGACCCGGCUGAACUUACCGCUGACGAUUUCUUCAAACGAUGGAAGCAGAUUGGUGGAGCGCCACGUGAAGCUCAACGUGUAUUUGGUGUUAAGGGUGGUAGAGAUGGUGAUCGAGAAAUCAAUGAGUCCUUUAUACGGAGGACCGUUGAAGGUUUCCGGUGGGGAGUCCUCGAUGGUGUUGAUCCGAAUAGGAAGAACUUUGUUGGUGCAAGUGUGCUACAUACCGGGGGCGGAGGGAAGUUUGGAUGUUUAUUGCGACUUGAGCCCAAUUAUGGGACACAGAUGGUGCGUCUCACGAUUCGAGCGACAGAUGAUAGUGUCCCGCCGAUUAUAAUCAAGACUAUGGAGGAGAGAUUAGCGGUUGGGAUCUCGGCGUACCCGGAGACGAUGGAGCAACCUUCUCAUAGGGACAUUUCGAAUGUUUUUGAGAAUAUACUUGUGACGUGA
Molecule: messenger RNA, 2955 nt
Organism: Lachnellula hyalina
Lineage: Eukaryota; Fungi; Ascomycota; Leotiomycetes; Helotiales; Lachnaceae
Gene: AP2A2
Product: AP-2 complex subunit alpha-2
Exons: 7
Coding region: 1-2955 (984 amino acids)
Biological process (GO): intracellular protein transport; clathrin-dependent endocytosis
Cellular component (GO): membrane coat; AP-2 adaptor complex
Molecular function (GO): clathrin-cargo adaptor activity
Source: RefSeq, a predicted model, not a curated record